ACGACAAAUGUAACAAUGAGAGUUUCUCUUUGUUUACUUUCUCUUUCGAUUAUUACGGUACUGUUAGCAAUCCUUCACUCCAAUUAUUUGCCGAUAAUAAUAACUAAAGCUAUCAUCUUUGAAUCUGCACUGAAGAGAUUGCCGAAAAAAGCAGGAAUGUUUCGCAAUAAUGGAAAGAGAAAGUGAUGAGCGUCCGGCAGGUUCAAAAACCGCUUGGUCGCGCUAUGCCAAACAUGAGUACGAUCCUAUUCGCGUGGGUUCAAUCGACGGAACCGACGAAUUUCCGCAUGAUCGAGCACUUAUUCGUGCGAUGGAAUCCAACUACAAACCGAACGAAAAGGUAGUCGGAGAUCCAUAUCAUACGAUAUUUGUCGGCCGGUUGGACUAUGCGGUAAGCGAAGAAAAGAUACGUGAACUGUUCGAACGUUUCGGAUUGAUUAUACGCUGUCGACUAGUUCGAGAUAUCGAGACAGGAUUAUCGCGAGGUUACGCUUUCGUGGAGUAUAAAAGAAGACGACAUGCUAAACGUGCGAUUGAGGAAAUGCACGGUAGGGUUGUCAACGGAAAGGAGAUUCUAGUGGAUGAGGAAUGGGAGAGAAGACUGAAAAAUUGGAAACCUCGGCGUUUAGGGGGAGGCUUUGGCGGAAUGAAAAAAAGUCAGCAGCUUAGAUUUGGCUGCAAGGAUCGGCCUUGGAAAGAACCGAUGAGUAUGCAGAAAUAUUCGAAUAAAAGUGAAUUCUUUCGACAAACUAAACAACAAAGAGAACUGCUGAAAUCAUUUAAACAUUCUUAGCAUAAUUUAAUUUCAAUACCUAUUAAAAUACAACAUAAACCUAUAAGUGA
Malaya genurostris is the source of this 843-nucleotide messenger RNA. Its product is annotated as U11/U12 small nuclear ribonucleoprotein 35 kDa protein-like. Gene Ontology annotation, biological process: mRNA splicing, via spliceosome. The transcript has 2 exons. NCBI's taxonomy places the organism in Eukaryota, Metazoa, Arthropoda, Insecta, Diptera, Culicidae. Bases 170 to 793 code for a protein of 207 amino acids. Gene Ontology annotation, molecular function: mRNA binding; snRNA binding. The record is from RefSeq and is a predicted model, not a curated record. Gene Ontology annotation, cellular component: precatalytic spliceosome; U12-type spliceosomal complex.